GGUGCCGGCGCAGCGCUCGCCGUUCGCCAUCCAGGAGCUGCUCGGUCUGAACCAGGAGCAGCGCGGCGCGUCGGCCGGCACCGUCAUGCCGCCGCACUCGGUGCCCUACAGUCGGCCGCCGCUCUUCGCGCAGCCCGGCUUCGACCAUUUGAACCAGAUGGCGACGUCGCGGAUGUACCAGGCGGCGGCGGCUGCGGCCGGCUUCCUGCCCGCCCAGCCGCCGCCCUUCGCCGGCUUCGACCACCUGCGGAGUAUGGAGCAGAACGCGGCACACGGUCUAGAAACGCAAAAUAACAUCCUAGAUCGCGGAUACCAGCAAGGAGGAGGCCUGAAUAAGAAGAAGAAGAAAAAGCGAAGGCACCGAACAAUUUUCACCAGCUACCAGGUGGAGGAGCUGGAGAAAGCGUUCAAGGAGGCCCACUAUCCAGACGUUUACGCCAGGGAGAUGCUCUCCUUGAAAACCGACCUGCCAGAGGAUCGAAUACAGGUAUGGUUCCAGAACCGGCGCGCCAAGUGGCGCAAGACGGAGAAGACGUGGGGCCGCUCCACCAUCAUGGCCGAGUACGGCCUGUACGGCGCCAUGGUGCGCCACUCGCUGCCGCUGCCAGAGACCAUCACCAAGUCGGUCAGCGAGGACAAGGACUGCCCGGCUCCUUGGCUGCUCGGCAUGCACCGUAAGUCGCUGGAGGCCGCCGAGCAGCUGAAGAACGUCGGAGACGACGAGACGAGCAGUCAGACGGGCAGCAGCGACGAGCAGCCGCACGCGCCGCCGCCCGACCACCUCCCGGACCAGCAGCACCACCAGCAGCACCAGCCGGACCAUCAGCAACACCACCCGGACCUCCAGCAGCACCAGCCGGACCAGCACCGGCAGCAACAGGAUCCCCACCAGCCGCAGGAGCAGCAGGAGCGGCCGCACGACUUCCGCAGCAGCAGCAUCGCGGCGCUGCGGGCACGCGCGCAGCAGCACAGCGCGCGCAUACUGAGCGACGCGGCGCAGAUGACGUCAGCCAUCCUGCAGCGC
Messenger RNA from Pollicipes pollicipes, 1024 nucleotides. RefSeq names its product visual system homeobox 2. The record is from RefSeq and is a predicted model, not a curated record. Gene Ontology annotation, cellular component: nucleus. Lineage: Eukaryota; Metazoa; Arthropoda; Thecostraca; Pollicipedomorpha; Pollicipedidae. Gene Ontology annotation, molecular function: DNA-binding transcription factor activity, RNA polymerase II-specific; sequence-specific double-stranded DNA binding. Gene Ontology annotation, biological process: regulation of transcription by RNA polymerase II.